GAUGUUUUGAAGUCAACCAUCACUGCUGUUCGCUUGCCUUAAAACUCCUGGCUGCAAACUGCAGCAAUUCAUCAGCUGAUUGAUGAGCAGCCACUCGACUCUCUGCUCAGCAGCAUGGGAGGCUGGGUUGGUAGCCUUCUCGGGUCUAUAGAGCACUGCACCUUGCUGGCGGACGGGAGCCCUGACAGAGCCAGUCUGCAGCUGGCUGGAUAGAGAGGAAAGGAUGCCACAAACACCUCCCUUUGCAGCUAUGUUUGACAGCAGCGGCUACAACAGGAACCUGUAUCAGUCAAAAGAGGACAACUGUGGAGGGCUCUAUUACCAUGACAACAACCUCCUGUCAGGGUCUCUGGAAGCUCUGAUCCAGCACUUGGUACCCAAUGUAGAUUACUAUCCUGAUAGGACAUACAUCUUCACCUUCCUUCUCAGUUCACACCUGUUCAUGCAUCCAUAUGAGCUCAUGGCCAAAGUUUGCCAUCUGUGCAUCGAGCAGCAGAGACUGAGUGAGCCUGGCCUGGACAAGAACCGGAUACAAAAAAUUGCACCCAAAAUCCUACAGUUGUUGACUGAAUGGACAGAGACAUUUCCUUAUGAUUUCCGAGAUGAAAGAAUGAUGAGGAACUUAAAAGAGUUGGCCCAAAGAAUAGCCAGUGGUGAUGAGAUGUAUCGGAAGAACGUACAGCAGCUCCUCCAGAACUUGAUCCGGAAGCUUGCCACUGUUAGCCAGUAUGAGGAAGUACUUGCAAAAAUUAAUGCCACGUCCACAGAUCGCCUCACGGUUCUGAAGACCAAGCCCCAAUCCAUGCAGAGGGACAUAAUCACAGUCUGCAAUGAUCCCUACACGUUAGCUCAGCAGCUGACACACAUAGAGCUUGAGAGACUCAAUUAUAUUGGACCAGAAGAAUUUGUCCAGGCGUUUGUGCAAAAGGAUCCUUUGGAUAAUGACAAGAGCUGCUAUGGAAAUCGAAAGAAGACCCGGAAUCUGGAGGCCUACGUGGAAUGGUUUAACAGGCUCAGUUACUUGGUUGCAACAGAAAUCUGUAUGCCUGUGAAGAAGAAGCAGAGAGCAAGAGUGAUAGAAUAUUUCAUUGAUGUGGCACGGGAGUGUUUUAACAUUGGCAACUUUAACUCCUUAAUGGCUAUUAUCUCUGGCAUGAACAUGAGUCCUGUCUCUCGGUUAAAGAAAACUUGGGCAAAAAUAAAGACAGCCAAAUUUGAUAUUCUUGAGCAUCAGAUGGACCCUUCUGGCAAUUUUUAUAAUUAUCGAACUGCUCUGCGUGGAGCCGCUCAAAGGUCCUUGACAGCUCAUAGCAACAGAGAGAAGAUCGUAAUACCUUUCUUCAGCCUCUUGAUCAAAGAUAUUUACUUCCUUAAUGAGGGUUGUGCCAAUCGUCUUCCAAAUGGUCACGUCAAUUUUGAAAAAUUUUGGGAAUUGGCAAAACAAGUCAGUGAAUUUAUGACAUGGAAGCAAGUGGAGUGUCCUUUUGAAAGGGAUCGGAAGAUUCUGCAGUAUCUGCUCACUGUCCCAGUCUUCAGUGAUGACGCACUUUACUUGGCUUCCUAUGAGAGUGAAAGUCCUGAGAAUCACAUUGAAAAGGACAGAUGGAAGGCACUGAGGUCAGCGCUUCUGGGCAGAGUCUAGUGCACAAGACAACUGCUGUUUCUGCUGUUGCUUUUUUAUGUGGAUUACUAAGGGGCAUGGCUUGGUUUAUUUUUCUGUACACCGAGUGACAUUCAAAAUGAUGAAAAAUGUGCAGUCAGUUGUGAUAUUGUGUCAACAAAGAUGAAACAAGUUAAUUCAAGAACAAACAGGCAGCUUCUCACAUCUGACAGAUGAGAUAAAAUCACAGCCCACUCAGCUGUGAUUCAGGCUUAAGUAUUGAUUGAGUACAGCACUGACAGAAUCCUUUGAAGAGCUCAGAUGCUGCCUAUGAAUCAUUUCACACCUGAAUGGAAUAUUUUUCCCCUUCCUUUUGCUGUAUCUUGCUGCUACAAGGACCUUGUAGAGUUGGUAGUAGAUUACAGAUGGGAAAAAAAAUCACCAUUCCUUUCAGUGAAACCCAAGUCUGCAAUGAAGAACUUCCUAUUCCUAAUAAGCUGAAUAUAGCCAGGAACUUUGCCUGAUUGGGAUUGCUAAAAAGGGAAAGGACUGGACACAACAAAUUGGCUGCUGGGGAGAGUUUCUCCUCACCACUGUAAUGGUGGCUGUGAUUUGUUUUCUUUUUCCAUUAUGUUUCUGAGUUGGCUGCUGGUAAGCAAACUCAUUAUUUUUCUGAGUUAUUUAAAAUAUAUAAAGUAAUAAAAAUCAAGGCUGUGGUAGAAGACACACCUGCUAUGGAAGUAUAGUAGCUAUGUUGCUUGGACUAUUUUACAACUUCUAGGGUGGUUUUUUCUUUCUGUCUUUCAGUUGUUUACAACUAACCACUACAUGCUACAGACACCCUUGUUUUUACUAGAUGGUUUUUUUAUUCUCAUUUUCUGUACUUGAUCUUCUUCUUAUAUUAGGUUGAACAAGCUGACUUUUCUAGAAUAGUCUUUGAGAAACUGGUGUACAAACUGUGUUGAAAUAUGAAAGUAUAUUUUUAUCAAGUCAUUUUUAUAAUUGCUUUUUUUUGAAAGGAUAAUAAUGGAGAACACAGUCCCCUUUGACUAAAAUAGCAAGAUGCCAAAAGAAAAAGAUGAGGCUUCUUCCCAACUACAGCUGUGAACAAAAGUCUCCCUGUGUGUUUGCUUUAUGAAUUAUGUUCAUGACUGUGAAGUAGUUCACUGUGUCACACACCUAAAAAGUUUGUAGUAGCUCUGAAUACUUAGUCACUCUAUUUAUCCUAGGAAGAACCUGACAGAAGAAAUAAGGAUAAAUAUAUCUAUUCAUUGUACUGCAUCUCCUGAGUUUUCAGGCAAGCUGUUUUUUAUGUUCUGUCCCUGCAUUUUCAGGCAAGUAUUUAGUUUUUGAAUUCUCUAAGAACAUGCUGAAGUAACAUUCACCAAUGGGGAUGCUCUUCCUAACUAAAUCCUGUUUCCUGGUACAAGGUGCUGGAAAUCAGUUACAUAUUCCAUGAGCACUAGCACCAGGGCCAGAGAAGUGGUAGAGGAUUCCUCUCCUCUCCCAUUCCCUGAGUCAGGGCGAAGGAGGAAGAGGCUAACCCUUUGAAAGGAGGAGACUGCUUCUGCAGUUCACAGACUUACCUCCCAGCUUUCAUCAGGUGAGGUCUUUCCCAUCUUCCCCUCUACAUCCUUCCCCCAUUGUUGAGGCUUGUAGGCAGGACUUAGUUUAUGUGAGAAGCUGGGGGAAAUUGUGUAUUUCUCUUCCACAUCUUCUGGAAGUAGAAUGAUAUGGUAAUGAGGUACAUAAAUGAGCUUUCAUGAUGCAAUAUUUGCUAUCCCCAUUAACCUGCUUUUUUACAUUUUUGGUUCUAGGGAAAGCCAGAGGGUUGAACAAUGAGUUAGCUUACCUGUAAAAAUAACUUCUGUCCUUCCCUCCACCACUGUAAUACAAUUUGACUGCUAGCCUGGUUUAGAAAUGGAUUUGUUAUUUAUACAGUUGGAAUGAAGCCUUUGUAAAUAAAAGGAGAAACAGCAUUACACAGCCUCUUUCCAGAGUGCAGGCUCUGCCUGUUGUCUUGUGGGCCAGCUUUUUGCCGAGAAGGCAGCACAUGCCAGAGUGAUUGCUGUGGAGGAGGCAGCUGCUGUCUUGGCACAGAAGCUGGGUGGUGGGUGCAGAAGCCUGUGACUGGUGCUUGAAAGGGGAAUGCAAAUUCCCUAGCCGCAGGCAAGCCAGAGUCUGCUGUGGUCAUUAAUGAACUCAGUGUUUGAUGUUAGAACAACACGAGUCUUGUCAUGCACUAUACCCUCUGCUCCAUCAUUCAGUGCAGCCAGUGUGCCAAGCUUUAAUUUUGAAACUCCUGAGCUACUGUCAGACUGUUGAACUGGUGGCUUGGAAACAGCCGUUCACACCUGCCUGUGGCACAUGAGAGAGAAAAUGACUGACUCUUCUAUGGCUAACCAUCUCCUAAAGGAAGCAUCACAGGGACCUUUCUGAAAUGUGGAGUUACAAGAAUUUACUAACUCUUCAAGUUGAGUGUUCAGCCAGGACGGAUAAUCACAGCUCAGUGCUGACAGAUGUUCGGUGAACAGAUACUCAGGUGUGGACAGAAGGAACACUGAAGUCUCCUAUGUAAAUGGCUCAAACAUUACUUAUUUCUUUGUGGUGUAGAGACAAAAACUGUGGGUUGUAUGAACCAACUUGUUCAAAAGAGUCCAGAUAUCUGGCUAAGCCCACAAGAACAAUACCUAUACUUAUCCAAAUAUUUCCUUUUUCUCCUACUUGGAUACAGCGUCAUGGCAUCACCAUGAAAAGGGUAGUCUGUUGCAUGCAAUAAUGUGCAAAAGCCUAUUGAUAACUAUCAUCUCUAAAAGAGAAAGCAAGGACCUAUACCUCCAUGUGGUUUUUGGUGUGUUGUUUUUUUUUUUUUUUUCCCAGUCUUCCCAGACAUCCUGUUCUUGACAGAGCUGAAACUGGUACUUAAUCUAGCACUAAAAAGAACUUUUUUUUUGAAAAUAAGAUGUAAUUCAUUUUCCAAGACUUCUGGGUUAUUUUCGCUGUCACUUUGGGUGGCUUUCCUUACACUAGUUGUGUGCAGCAGGACUCCUUGUGGGCUUCUUGCAGUAUUUCUGCUGGAAAAGAACAAUCUCUUGGUAGUGGACCGGUGUCUGCUUUUUCUCUCAGCUCCUCUCUGCCUGCCCUUGGUCACGCUGAGCAGAUUUUCCCCACAUCAAAGGAGAGGCUAAUCCCUAGGGAUGCAUUCCCUCGCCACUGCAUCUGUCCUGCUGCUGUCAGUCGGAUCCAGAUAGCCUGCUUCUACCAAGCAACUGUAUCCUAACUUGUGCUUUAUAGUCACGGGGUCCUGUGUCAUCAUUUUUUUUUAGCUUGAGAACACUGCUGGUAAGGAUUUUCAAGGGAACUAGUCUAUUUACACGGUUACUGUUGUUAGGCAUCUGUUAAACUGACACUUCACGCUGGCACUUCAUAACCAAAAUUGAUAAAGUUCAGUGAGUUUAGAAGCAAGAGUUUAGUGCCAGAAAGUGUGUCUUUAGAUACCAACAGACACAUUGCCAUUAUUCCACUGUGCUGCAUUAAGCUCUUCCAGAACAUGUUUUUUUCUUUCUCCUUUAUUAGAAAAUUUUAGCUAUAGUAUGACCCAAAAAGAUGUCUCAUGGCUUACCGAGUAAAUACAGUCCUUCUCUCAGGGACAUUACUUUUCAGGAAGAAAAAUGUAAAAGAUAAUGUGAAUAAAGCAGCUGUUUUUCAUCAAUUAUUUAUGUAGCCAAAGCAAUCUGAGUGUCAAUGACACAAUGAGGCAGAAUUUUCUGCUCUCUGUUAGUGCUUUUCUCUCCUGCCCUGUGAAGUCCAGAGGUUGGAAAAGGAAGUGCUUCUUAAGUGGGCUUCUUGCUGCAGUGGAAAGCAACACCUGGAGCCAGUGCACUGGCAACAAAUAAAUCAAAGCAUCUGUCUUGGUGUUACAGCACGAUCCUCUGUAAGCCCUGAAUUUUGGUCUAGUGGUCAGAAGAUUAAAUCACUUUCCUUAGAAAGAACCAUAAACCAGUCCAGGGAGCUCUAAUAAACACUAGUGGGGGGAAAAAAAAAAAAAAAA
Molecule: messenger RNA, 5651 nt
Organism: Tyto alba (common barn owl)
Lineage: Eukaryota; Metazoa; Chordata; Aves; Strigiformes; Tytonidae
Gene: RASGEF1B
Product: RasGEF domain family member 1B
Exons: 14
Coding region: 224-1642 (472 amino acids)
Biological process (GO): Ras protein signal transduction; positive regulation of GTPase activity
Cellular component (GO): plasma membrane
Molecular function (GO): guanyl-nucleotide exchange factor activity
Source: RefSeq, a predicted model, not a curated record